This is a messenger RNA of Carlito syrichta (Philippine tarsier), 1180 nucleotides long. Its product is annotated as aflatoxin B1 aldehyde reductase member 2. The coding region runs from base 12 to 941 and encodes 309 amino acids. The transcript has 7 exons. Lineage: Eukaryota; Metazoa; Chordata; Mammalia; Primates; Tarsiidae. The record is from RefSeq and is a predicted model, not a curated record.
UGGGGCGCCGCAUGGACGCGCCCGCCAGCGCCGCGGCCGUGCGCGCCUUCCUGGAGCGCGGUCACACCGAGCUGGACACGGCCUUCAUGUACAGCGACGGCCAGUCCGAGAGCAUCGUGGGCGGUCUGGGGCUCGGGCUGGGCGGCGGCGACUGCAGAGUAAAAAUUGCUACCAAGGCCAACCCUUGGGAUGGAAAGUCCCUGAAACCUGACAGUCUCCGGUCCCAGCUGGAGACAUCACUGAAGCGGCUGCAGUGCCCCCGAGUGGACCUCUUCUACCUACAUGCACCGGACCAUGGCACCCCAGUGGAAGAGACGCUACGCGCCUGCCACCAGCUGCACCAAGAGGGCAAGUUCCUAGAGCUUGGCCUCUCCAACUAUGCUGCAUGGGAGGUGGCCCAGAUCUGUACCCUCUGCAACAGCAAUGGCUGGAUCCUGCCGACCGUGUACCAGGGCAUGUACAACGCCACCACCCGGCAGGUAGAAACGGAGCUCUUCCCCUGCCUCAGGCACUUUGGACUGAAGUUCUAUGCUUACAACCCUUUGGCUGGGGGCCUGCUGACAGGCAAGUACAAGUAUGAAGACAAGGACGGGAGACAACCCGUGGGCCGCUUCUUUGGAAAUAGCUGGGCUGAGACCUACAGAAAUCGCUUUUGGAAGGAGCACCACUUCAAGGCCAUUGCCCUGGUGGAGAAGGCCCUGCAGGCCACAUAUGGUGCCAGCGCCCCCAGCAUGACCUCAGCCGCCCUCCGGUGGAUGUACCAUCACUCGCAGCUACAGGGUGCCCACAGGGAUGCAGUCAUUCUGGGCAUGUCCAGCCAGGAGCAGCUGGAACAGAACUUGGCAGCGACAGAAGAAGGGCCUCUGGAGCCGGCUGUCGUGGAUGCUUUUGAUCAAGCCUGGCACCUGGUGGCCCACGAAUGUCCCAACUACUUCCGCUAGGCCCCCUCGUGGAUCAGGCUGCCCGAGGCUUUUCUGUUGCCUUUUAUGUUCUCUCACCCUGGCAAAGUCUUAAGCUGACUUGGCAGGGUCUUUCUGGAUUGUCUGAAUCCAAUAGUUCUUUUUCUAGAUUCCGGCCUUGCUUCCUGUUGCAAAGGUUGGGGUGAUCCUCCUUGGACAUUUCCUGUAUGAAUAAAAUGGGUAUUUGACCUGACAGUAGCCCAGGCCUGGAGUGAACCCCA